Molecule: messenger RNA, 381 nt
Organism: Chrysoperla carnea
Lineage: Eukaryota; Metazoa; Arthropoda; Insecta; Neuroptera; Chrysopidae
Product: kallikrein-1-like
Exons: 4
Coding region: 1-381 (126 amino acids)
Biological process (GO): proteolysis
Molecular function (GO): serine-type endopeptidase activity
Source: RefSeq, a predicted model, not a curated record
AUGGGUAGCAGGUUUCUCCAUCCAUCAUACAAUGUUAUAUUGAAGAAAGAUGGUUCGUUAAAGGAUAUAGCCUAUGAUGUAGCUUUGUUGAUUCUAAGAAAUCAUUUACCAACAACAUUUUCUAAAAUUAAAUUAUCAAGAAAAGAUCUUGAGGCUGGGGACGUCGCAGAAGUAGCUGGGUGGGGUCUUAUUAAUAAAUACAAUGACACAGACUUCCUACAAAGAGCACAAGUUUCAAUACUCGAUGACAAUAAUUGCAAAAUAAAAGCUAAAGUAAGUGUUCCCGAUGUUAUAUGUGCUGUUCCUGGCCUUGAUGGUGGUCUACCAUGUGUAGGAGAUUCUGGUGGCCCAUUAGUGAAAAAUGUAACUGACGUUGAAUAA